Messenger RNA from Camponotus floridanus (Florida carpenter ant), 617 nucleotides. RefSeq names its product 39S ribosomal protein L54, mitochondrial (gene mRpL54). NCBI's taxonomy places the organism in Eukaryota, Metazoa, Arthropoda, Insecta, Hymenoptera, Formicidae. Gene Ontology annotation, cellular component: mitochondrial large ribosomal subunit. The transcript has 2 exons. The record is from RefSeq and is a predicted model, not a curated record. Bases 142 to 534 code for a protein of 130 amino acids. Gene Ontology annotation, molecular function: structural constituent of ribosome.
AGCGACUAGGGGGAAACGAGCAGUAGCUUCCCAAAAUUUCGUGGUCUUAUAUCUAACCUAUAAAGAAUAAUAUUAUUAUUAAAAAACUGUAAAAAAUAAAAUCGUUGAACUGUUAAAUGAAAAAUUACAAUAUUAUUUAGAAUGAAUAUUUCCACGAUUUGCCGGCUUUUUAAUUUUUCAAAAAAUUCUAUAAUACCGAUUCAAUAUACAAUACAAACCAAAAAUUAUGCUAAGCCAGUAAUACAGGCAGGAUCGAAAAAAGCACUUAAGAGACCGGAGAAGAAAAUAUUACCUGUGGAAAAAGAUGUUAACAGACUCCUGACUUAUGUGUGUGGUACAAAUCUCUAUAAAGAAGGGGGAGAAGAUGUUAAGAUAAAGCCAGAUUCUGAGUAUCCCAGUUGGUUAUGGAAUGUUAGAACUGGUCCUCCACUUACUUUAGAAGAAUUAGAUCCAAAUACAAAACAAUAUUGGAGAAAGUUGAGAUUAUUUGGAUUAAGAAGAAAUAAUAAACAGAGGACAACUAGAAAAUUCUAAUUCUAUAUACAUAUAAAUAUAGUUUUAACAAUGCUGAGUAUUGUUCCUUUUAUAUUGUAAAUUAACAUAAAAGAUGCAUUAAA